UGAAACGUCAUUUAUUUACGAUUUCUCUUAAUUGCACACGUAAUUCUCUCACUCUCUAGACAGCAGCAGUUUAAACGUGCGUGCGUGCGUGCGUGUGUGUGUGUAUAUUUAUAUAUAUACAUAUAUAUAUAUAUGUAUAUGCAUGUAUGUGUGUAUUUUUAAAUAACAAAUGGAAACUUCUAUGCCAAAUACCCAAGACGUUGACAGUACAGAGCCGCCAGAAGAUACUGUUGACGAUGAAGUAGAAGCAAAACUAUCACGUUAUGAAAGAUCUGCUGAGGUUUCAGAACCAGUCCAAGCAAAGAGCAUUGGGAAAUGUUGCUGUUCUAGUAAGACCUGUGCUGCUUCCAUUGUUUAUUUGUCACUGUUCUACAAUGUGCUUGUUUGCAGUGGGGUACCAAUAUCUUUGGGUGUUAUGUACCCUGAACUCAAAGCAAGUUUCUCCAGUACAAAUGCUGAAGCAGCAACUAUUGUAUCAUUAGCAAUGGGACUCCUCACAUCUGGUGGAAUCGUUGGUGGAAUAUUGUGCAACAAAAUUGGUGCCAGGAAAACCAUAGCAAUGGGAAGUAUCCUGUCUUUCAGUGGAGCCUUUGCUAGUUAUUUCGCAGAGAACAUACUCACAUUAAUGUUUACGCUUGGUGUUUUUGUUGGUAUUGGAAAUGCUGUCGUCUACAUUCCUUCAAUGGUGGUAGUUAGUGAGAAGUUUGACACCCAUGCUUCAUUGCUCACCAUGAUCCUCACAGCAGGCCGGCCAGCUGGAGUCUUGUUGUUUCCUAUCAUCAUCAACUUUCUAAUGGAAAUCUACUUCUGGCAAGGAACGUUGCUCAUCAUCAGUGGGUUCUUACUCAACAUUAUAUUGUUUGGCUUGCUGGCCACCUCGCCGCUUCUUAUUCCUUCUUCCAGUAGAAAAAAUACAGACGUUCAAAAGAAAACCUGGAAUUUCUCUGUGUUAAAAAAUACCAAGUAUGUGCUGACAAUGCUGAGUCUAAGCAUCAUGAACAGUACCCUCAGUGCUGUUAUUGUCAUCAUGGUAGAUUACUUCAUAGAGCGUGGUUAUAGCAAAGGUAAAGCUGUCUUUAUCUUGAGUGCCCAGUCCUUUGCAGCACUUUUAGCAAGGGGUCUGACAGCAGGAAUGUCCUUUUUACCAAGUAAAUGUCGGCCUUCAGAAAUCUUUCUUCUCUUUAUUAGUGGAUUUGUCUCCAGUACUGUACUUUUCUCUUUACCAUUUAUAAACAGUUUCACAUUACUAUGUAUCAUGCUAAUAAUAUCAGCUUUAUUUGUAGGGAUAAGGAACUCUGUUGUUCCAACCCUCUGUUUAAAUAUUCUUGGCAAAGAACAUUAUGCAAUGGCCUUAGGUUUUUCACAAACUUUUAUUGGCCUUGCCUCUAUUGUAAUGGGAUCCCUUGGAGGUUAUAUCCGAGAUGUCACCAAAUCAUAUGAUACAACCUUCAUAGCAUUUGCUGGAUGGACAUUCUUUUCAACUUUAAUUCUUAGUACAAUCUACAUAUUUCUCUACGGUAAUUUGUUCAAGGCUCCUAAAGAGAAAAAAACUGUUUGUAAUGAUUUCAUUUUGGUUGAACCAAAAUGCCAAUUUCCUCAAACCUUGUGAGUCAGUGGUUGGUGGGAUAUGUACAUAACAGAACUUUCAACGUAAAGUUACCCAAUAUUUCUAAUUUUAAAAAUAAUCUUCCAUCUUUGAAAUUUUCUAUGGUUCAUUAAUGAUGAGGCUUCCUCAUAUGACACAAUGAUGGGCAUACCACAUGUUUCUGUUAAUUACAGAAUUAGUGUGACAUUGUUCCAUUGAUGUGUCUUUCACUGCCCUUAAAGUGCAAGCAGCGCUAAGAGGGACUAUUUUGGAUUUUCAGCUGCAGAUUCAUUGUCUGGAAAAGUUCUAGGUGACAUGAACAACAGUCAAAUUGCCUCCGAUAUUUUAUUUUAUUGACUCCCAGAAUAAUGAAAGGCAAAGUUGGCUUUCUUGAAUCAUCAUCAUCAUCAUAUGUCUGUUUUUCUGUGCUUGCAAGGGUUGGAUAAGUUUUCUAUAACAACACAUAUCUUUACUUUUUAACAGCUGUCCAUGAGUUUUAAUAUUCCAAGAGCAGCCUUCACCAUUAGAAGCCAAAAUUAUUGUAGAUAUCAGAGUUAUAUUUGUAUGAUGACAAGUGACUUGUUCUGAGAUUGUGUUGAAACCAAAACAAUUCCAUAACAGAAGAGCCCCAGUAUCUAUUUAGAAACACAAGUAAACUGAUAAAUAUUCACUUUUUAUUUAUUUCUUAAUAAUAUACAAAAGCAGAGUGGAAUUAUGAGUUGAAGAAGUGCAGCAAAACUUUUUGACCCUUCAUAACAGACUGUAUCAAGCCUGUUGCCAAACUUUGGUGCCUGGGGAUGCUUUGGAAUAUUCUGGAUGGGCACUAAUUUGUAUUGCUGGAAGAUUUUGUAAACUGUAUUUUCUAAAUCAGAGGGUGCACCAUUGAAUAGUGAGGGUGCAGUACUAUCCAGUGACCCUAGCUUUAGCGAUUGACAUGGACUGUAUUAAUAAGAAAAAUUGUGAAUAUAACAAUUUGUAAUUUCAUAAGUGACUUUAAUGGCUCUACCAAAGCGUUUGGUAGUACAGUGAUAAGAAUCCCUGGUUGUCAUGCUGGUGACUGGGGUUUGAUUCUCCUUGUGGAAAUUUAUGAUUUUUACAAAAAGAAUCAGUAUUAUCUUUGUUAUUAAGGCAAUGAGCAUUACCUGGAAAUUAUUGUUAUGAUUAUUACAGUACCAGUUAAAUACCAGGUUAAAUGUGACUGACUAACACCCCUCUCGCAAAUUUUUGGCUCUGUGCCAAUAUUUUUUCAGGCUCUUUACAUUCUAAAUUCAUAUUCUGCUAAGACCAACUUUGCCUUUCAUCCUUUCAGGAUCGAUAAAAUAUAGUAGUUGUUGAGCUUGGGGAAGCAGGGGUCAAUAUUAUCAACUCUACCCCAUUCCUAAAAUUACUGGCCUUGUACCAAAAUUUGAAACUAUUAUUAUUAUUAUUAUUAUUACAUACUGGGAAAGCUGGCAGAAUUGCUAACACACUGUAUGAAAUGCUUAGUGGUAUUUCACCUGUUGCUAUGUUCUGAAUUCAAAUUCCACCAAGGUUGACUUUGCUUUUCAUCCUUUCGGGGUCAAUAAAUUAAGUACCAGUUGCGUACUAGGUUGAUCUAAUUGACUGGCCUCCUCGUUCAAAAUUUCAGGCCUUAUAAAUAUAGUAGAAAGGAUUAUUAUAAAGAUGGUGAACUGGCAGAAUCAUUAGCACGCUGGGCGAAAUGCCUAGUGGUAUUUCACCCAUCGCUACAUACUGAGUUCAAAUUCUGCCAAGGUUGAAAUUUCCUUUCAUUCUUUUGGGGUCGAUUAAAUAAGUACCAUUUACACACUGGGGUCGAUGUAAUUGACUUAAUCCCCUACACACAAGCUGCCCUUAUGGCUAGAAUUGGAAAUUAUUAUUAUU
This is a messenger RNA of Octopus bimaculoides (California two-spot octopus), 3466 nucleotides long. RefSeq names its product monocarboxylate transporter 4. The record is from RefSeq and is a predicted model, not a curated record. Gene Ontology annotation, biological process: transmembrane transport. Lineage: Eukaryota; Metazoa; Mollusca; Cephalopoda; Octopoda; Octopodidae. Gene Ontology annotation, molecular function: monocarboxylic acid transmembrane transporter activity.